This is a messenger RNA of Labrus bergylta (ballan wrasse), 1544 nucleotides long. RefSeq names its product cyclin dependent kinase like 1 (CDC2 related kinase) (gene cdkl1). Gene Ontology annotation, molecular function: ATP binding; protein serine/threonine kinase activity. Gene Ontology annotation, biological process: intracellular signal transduction; protein phosphorylation. NCBI's taxonomy places the organism in Eukaryota, Metazoa, Chordata, Actinopteri, Labriformes, Labridae. Gene Ontology annotation, cellular component: nucleus; cytoplasm. The record is from RefSeq and is a predicted model, not a curated record.
CUCUGUCUCCUCCUCUGUCUCCUCCUCUCUAAAGUCUCCUCCUCUGUCUCCUCCUCUGUCUCCUCCUCUCUAAAUGGAGAAGUACGAGAAGAUUGGAAAGAUCGGCGAGGGCUCGUACGGUGUCGUCUUCAAGUGCAGGAACAAAGACACGGGACAGAUCGUCGCCAUCAAGAAGUUUGUGGAGUCAGAGGAUGACCCAAUCAUCAGGAAGAUCGCCACGAGGGAGAUCAGGAUGCUGAAGUCUCUGAAACACUCCAACCUGGUGAAUCUGAUCGAGGUGUUUCGCCGUAAACGGAAGCUCCACCUCGUGUUCGAGUACUGCGACCACACCGUCCUCAACGAGCUGGACCACCAUCCCAGAGGCGUCCCCGAGCAGCUGGUCAAGACGAUCACAUGGCAGACUCUUCAGGCGGUUAACUUCUGUCACAAACAGAACUGUAUCCACCGAGACGUGAAGCCUGAAAACAUUCUGAUCACCAAACAUCAAGUCAUCAAACUCUGUGACUUCGGCUUCGCCAGGAUCCUCACCGGUCCAUGUGACUACUACACGGACUACGUGGCAACUCGUUGGUACCGAGCGCCCGAGCUGCUGGUGGGUGACACUCAGUACGGCGCCCCAGUAGACGUGUGGGCGGUCGGCUGUGUGUUCGGCGAGCUGCUGUCGGGGGUCCCUGUGUGGCCCGGGAAGUCGGACAUGGACCAGCUGUACCUGAUCCGAAAGAGUCUGGGAGACCUGAUCCCUCGACACCAGCAGGUCUUCAGCAACAACCAGUUCUUCUGCGGGGUUUCCAUCCCGGAGCCACAAGAGAAGGAACCUUUGGAGCAGAAAUAUCCUAACCUGUCCCGUCAGGCCCUGAGUGUGCUGAAGGGUUCUCUGAGGAUGGACCCGUCUGAGCGUCUGACCUGUGAGCAGCUCUUGCAGCAGCCGUUCUUCGACUCGCUGCGAGAGAAGAGCGAGAGCACCACCCGAGAGCACGAGCGCUCCAAGAGGACACGGCUACCUCGUAAACACGUCCCAGCAGGGUAUCUCCCUCAGCUCACAGGCAGCAGCGUCUUCCCCCCUGUGGACAAUAAGAGGUACUACAACAACCUGCGCAGGUUCAACUACCACCUCCCCAACAUCUAAACUCAUCGGGGACACCUCAGGGCACAUGCUUUGGACCCGUGUUGGUUUCUGCAUGCUGUCUCUGGCUGCAGCUGAUUGGAUAAAGACUUCACAGACAAAGAGCGGCAUGCUGCUCUGCUUGAAAAGACUGAAGGUCGUGACCUGCUGCCUUGCCUGGUUUGCCAAAUCAGAACUUUUUUAAAUCAACCGACUCUGCAGGAGUGACACGUUUCAAAAUGUGAAGUUCCCCGCCUACAACGUGAGAAUAUUUAUUUAUCGCAGAGUCAUGAUGUGUUGCAAUCUCUCAGGACGCUCACAUCUCUCCUCACUUGUUGUAAAAACGCCAAAAGAACGUUCAGAUUGUUUUUGUGUUUCUUUAAUGAGCAAUAAAAUGUAACACUUUCAUGUUCAAAUAAAUCAAUGUCAGUUCACUCCGUCA